GUGAUUGCUAUACUCGGAGGCUAAAGGCAUCAUUACAUAGCGCCGAUUCCCACUCGCUCUCACUAUUUCUUGGCGAGCACCGUAUUCCCGAUGCCCCACUCCCUCUUCGUUCCUCUCACCGGUGCUUCUCAAUUUUGAGGCGUUUAAUAAUGGCGGAGAACAGCAACAGCAUGGGGGAGAGCGACAAAGAUGGAUCCGCCUCCUCUCCCGCGGUCGAGAGAAAUCUUCCUAGGGCAAGCACAAUGCCUAAAGGGACAAAAUAUGCUGAAAAAUCAGAGACUUCCUCAGAAGGACCAAAUCUAGAAAGGUCCAAAACUGAGAAACAUGGGCAAAAUAGUCCACAUGAUGACCCAACAGCCCAAUUAUUUGACGACAAGAUUCCUGACAAACAAAAGACGUUAAAUCAAAUAGCUACAGUGAAGGAUGAUGGGACUGUUGUGGUAGAUGUUCCAAGCAAUUUUGAAACCAAAUCAAUAAAUUUGAGAUCUGAGAAUAUAUAUGGUGAAGCAGUUGAUGAAGAGCCAGUAGAUUUGCCUGAUCUACAGUAUCGACCUCCGAUGCAAAUAGUCAUUCUUAUUGUUGGGACACGAGGUGAUGUGCAACCAUUUGUUGCUAUUGGAAAACUUUUGCAGGCCUAUGGUCAUCGUGUUAGGCUGGCAACUCAUGCAAAUUUCAGGGAAUUUGUUUUAACUGCUGGCUUGGAGUUUUAUCCUCUAGGUGGAGAUCCAAAAAUUCUUGCUGAAUAUAUGGUUAAGAAUAAAGGUUUCUUACCUUCUGCACCAUCGGAGAUACCUAUCCAACGGAAACAGAUUAAAGAAAUUAUAUUUUCCUUGCUUUCAGCCUGUAAGGAUCCUGAUAUUGGCACCGAUGUUCCGUUCAAAGUCGAUGCUAUAAUUGCAAAUCCACCCGCAUAUGGGCAUACACAUGUGGCUGAGGCGCUAAAAGUACCAAUUCACAUUUUUUUUACAAUGCCAUGGACACCAACUAGUGAAUUUCCACAUCCUCUUUCCCGUGUCAAGCAAUCUGUUGGAUAUAGACUCUCGUAUCAGAUUGUUGAUUCUGUGAUUUGGCUUGGAAUAUGCGACAUGAUAAAUGAUUUUAGGAAACAAAAAUUAAAGCUGCAACCUGUGACUUAUUUAAGUGGUGUACAGACUUCUGCCUCUGACAUACCUUAUGGGUAUAUCUGGAGUCCCCAUCUUGUUCCAAAACCAAAAGAUUGGGGACUCAAAAUUGAUGUGGUUGGAUUUUGUUUCCUUGACCUUGCAUCAAAUUAUGAACCGCCAGAGUCACUUGUAGAUUGGCUGAAUGCUGGUGAAAAGCCUGUUUAUAUUGGGUUUGGUAGCCUUCCUGUUCAAGAACCUGGAAAAAUGACAAAGAUUAUUGUGGAGGCACAAAAAAUUACUGGUCAAAGAGGCAUCAUCAAUAAGGGCUGGGGUGGCCUUGGAAAUUUGGCAGAACCCAAGGAUUACGUGUACCUGCUGGAUAAUGUUCCCCAUGACUGGUUAUUCCCGCAGUGUAAGGCAGUGGUGCAUCAUGGUGGUGCUGGAACAACAGCCGCUGGGCUUAGGGCUGCUUGCCCAACUACUAUUGUACCUUUCUUUGGUGACCAACCUUUUUGGGGAGAACGAGUGCAUGCCAGGGGACUGGGACCCCCACCUAUCCCUGUUGAUCAAUUUUCACUAGAAAAAUUGGUUGAUGCAAUAAUGUUCAUGAUGACACCGAAGGUGAAAGAAAAUGCUGUCCAACUAGCCAAAGCCAUGGAAACGGAGGAUGGUGUUUCUGGAGCUGUUAAAGCAUUUCUAAAGCAUCUUCCUCCAAAAAUCUCACCUCAAGUUACACCUGAACCGUCAAGCUUCGUGGAUUUCUUGGUUGCUCCUAUUAGAAGGUGUUUUUUUUCACCUCAAGUUACAUUCUGUGCAUUUUAUGUUGUUAAAGAAAGGCAUUUAUGGUGGAACAUAUAUCUAUAUGCUAGAGUACAUAUAUCUUACCCUACCAGUUAUUAAUCAUCCCAUGCCAUCCCACGUGCUGGCUUUAAUUUUACGCCAUAAUGUACACGUCCUGGCCAUUCCGGUUCGUGGAAUUCCUCGACCCCUCGGCUUUCCCAUAGAGCAAGCGACAGUGGAUCCCACGAGAGUCACUACCGUUGUGCUGCUGCCACGCCAUCGCGUCACAGGCUAAACAUAAAGGCCUAAAGCAAUGAGAACCGGUGCAUUUUGUCAUGGGCGGAACGGGACAGCAAUACACGAGAGUUGGUGGUGGGUUGGUUUAAUUGUCAACGGAAGAAGACAGAGAAAGAGAAGAUUCCUUCACUUUUAAUUUAAUUAAUUGCUCGAUCAAAGAAGUCUGUCGAAAAGUGACCCAACACAGGUCAAGUCACAAUUAAGAGACACCCCAACCUUUGUUUUCACGCAUUGCUUUGUACUAAAGUGCGGUGUUGAUUGUGCACAUCACGGAUGAUUAUAAAUUUUUUAUCAGGCCUCCUGUUUGUUUAAACAACCAACUCCAACAAUUACAUCAAAAAUCAUACUCUUAAUGAAAUUAAGUUUCCUCAUAUUUCUUUUCAUAUCACUAAUGGUAAUUAUCUAACAUCUUUUUAUAGGUUUUCUUAUCACCUGCUCGUAUCAUCAUAAAAUAUUCUGUAACACCCUUGAUUAGUCCCACAUUGAAAGUGUUACAACAUUUUGGUCAAUGGUUUGGACCAAACGAAAUUGAUAGGUCAAUUAGCCCAUUAGAUAUGAAGAUAUCAAGCCUUUGAGUGAGGGUGAUUAUAACACCCCUGAUUAGUCCCAUAUUGAAAGUUCAUCAAACCCUUAUAAGCUAAUCUUAAUCUUGCUCACUUUCAAUGUAGAACUAAUAAGAGGUGUUACCCACUUUCGAUGUGGGACUAAUCAAGGGUGUUACAUAUUCUUUCUCAUAUGAACCUCUAUCUAAAUUAUUCACUAAUAUAUAUUUUUUAAUAUAAUUUCUCUAUUCUUUAAAUAAAUAAAUCAGGAAAGAAUUUUGUAAAGAAGGGAAAAUAUAGACAGGUCAUUUUAGUCAUCAACCAAAUUGACAAUGAGAGUCGUCCCCCUUAAGAUCGAGCAAGGAUUUUAUUAAUCCUCCUUAUUGAUAUCUCUUGGGAAAACCUUGACAUUAACAAUUAGUCAAAGGAUUUUAUUAGAAUUGUUCAAAGGGUGGAUAAACUCGUGAGGCAUCACAACAAACCCAAAUUGUUUGGACCAAUUGGGAGGUAAUAACUAAUUAAUCACACGAUAUUAGUUUUCUAUACAUACAAUGCACGAGCACAUACAAAAAUACAUAUCUCUAAGCUUCAAGUCUCGCAACUAUCAAAUGAAUGAUUUAACGUGGCUAAGCGAAUGACAUUUUCUGCUUAUUAUGAUUGCAUCCAUUCUAUGAUCUAUCUAUAUUAUUGAUCUUAUCGAAUUGUCCAUGAUCAUAUCAUAUCUAAUAUUUUCUUCAUACUAUUUAUAAUAAACUUUAUGUUUUUUACCUACAUGAUAUAUUUCAUCAUCAAACCGUCAAUUAUACAAUAACCUCGUCUAUAUGAUAAAAAAAAGAAAAUCAAGAUAGCAUCACCACUAAAUCAAUAGGAUCAUUGAUUUAGUGGUGAUGCUAUCUUCAUCUUAAUUGUCCUCAUGGAGAGCAAACAAAUAAUCCAAGGUGAUGAUUUUGUGGUUAUCCUUUUGUGUGUUCAUUUAUGGUUAACCUCAAUAUUCUUAUCUAUUUUGGUGAUUCAGAUAUGAUGAGGAAAAUAAAGUUGCAUGAACUUUCAGCUUUGUAUGCUAGAUAGGUUAUAAUGAUAAAUUAUUUGUUUUCAUUCUUGUGCUACUUAAUGCUCCUAUUGAUGGAUCUUCCUGUACUGGUGCAAAUUCAGCAUUCAUGCUUGAGAAGUGAUAUUGCUUUAGCUUUGGGCUAUAUCGUAAGAAUUGCAUUAAGCAAGCAUUUGAUUAAAGUUAAUAUGACUUAUGAAGCAGAAAUUAUGUCUGUCCUAUUCUUUGUCGUUUUUCAUUGGACCUCCUCUUGUUAGCUGCUAAAGAACUUGCUCCCAAUUUCUCUGAUUAGUAUCUCACUUUACUGAGUAGAAACACUUAUGGUGAUUGGAAGUCCAUAGUCAAGACUGCAGGUAAGAUUUAGUAUUGUUGCACCUGUGGAACCAAUCUGUAAGAUCUUUGCUUUUAUGUUGCUUACAUCUAUCUAUUCAUACUUGAGCCAUACUUCUGUUAUGCUGCUAUAACUUGGAGUCUAUUUUUUUGUAGAGUGCAUGAAAUGGAGAUGAUGUCAGUGGGUCUUUCAUGGUAUAUAAGCAAUUAGGCCAUACAAAAGCAUCAUUAACAAGUACAGAGGGUUAUAAUCCCAACUAUUUGGGGUGAGCUACAUGAAUGAAUCCUUUUCAUUUAUUUCUAAUAACAGUGAUAUCCUAGUGCAUGUUCUAAUUUGUAUUGCGUGAAAAUCCAUCUUCUAAAUUAUGGCAAUGUAUUUAAUGGCUAUUAGAUGACAAACACGCUAUUCCUUCUUCUCCUUGAUUGAUAUUCAUGCUCGGGAGAAUAGAAUGUGACAUGCACUGGUGGUGUUGUUAUGUACAUGGAACUUUAAGAAGAACCUUUUUCCCCAUUUUCUUGUUAUUUCCAAUAUUGAUUUAACAUAGUCACGAUGUUUACGUUGCGAUGGAAUGUUAUCAAGCAAUUAGGCAAGCUUGAUUCUCUUAGCCUAUUUCUGUGAAUUUUGGCAUUUUGUACUGUUUAGGUCCUGAUACAUGUUAUAAAAUUCUCCUUCUGUUUCGUUUCAUAUCUGUUUCUUGUACUGUUUAAGUCCUGAUACAUUUUGUACUAUUUCUAGGUAUUUCCAAUAUCUGUUUGUUCGUAUCAGACUCGUAGUUUGUGACUUCGAUAAGUUCUAUUUUCUCGUAGCUUGUUCUUGUUAAAGAUCCAAACUGUUGGUGGAAAAUUAGACUGCCAAAAGUCGUGGAUCAUGUCUAUGAUCUUCCUUUUGUUCCAUUACUUUUUCUUCUGAUUGAGCAAACUUUUACUCCAUAGACUAUGAACGUCCUGAAAGCCACAUGCCAUUGUGCAGUUGCACAAACAUUUCACAAGAUUAGUGGGAAAUAGUAUCAUAGCUUACUCUCUCUUAUUUCAAUAGCUGACUUGAAUCUACAGCCACAUGGGAUUUACUUAAAAUUGUCUUCAGUGAAAAACCUUAAGAGAUUAAGGUGACUUUCCGGGAUACCCUGCAUGUUUUAUCAAAUAUAAUAUGAAUUUAUAAGUAGCAAAAGGAUGAUUCUUCAUUUCCUUGAAAUGCAAUGGUCUAUUCUUGGAAUUAACAGUGAAGAGUGGGUUUUCCCUUCGUAUCUGUCCAUUCUAAGGGGCAGGACACUCUGUUUCUUCUGUUCUCUCACAUCAGGUAACCAUGCUAAACCACUAUUAAACAUCAACUUGUCCCAGUAAAUUCCUAUACUGUAUAAAAGAGGCUAAACCUCCAAGAAGACUUGUUUGUUUCUUGGUGCAGAUCAUGAAGUCACUAUGAACCAGAGCAUGUCUUUAUGAGUAGUCCUUGAUUUGCUUAGUGCAGUUUGAGACUUCACCCCCAGUUCAAGGUGCUCAGUUGAUGGUGAACGCUUGGAACAGGUGUCCUGAUUUUUUGGUUGAAUAGACAUCACCUUUUGUAGUUUGGCAUCAACAUGAUAGCCAAUUCCCACACAGGUGUCUUUCAUGCUCAAAGUACCUGACAACUGUUUGACAACUGUUGUGGAUCUUCCCUGGGAACAAUCCCGUCGACAAAUAUCCACAUUGGCAAGAAUCUGCAUGAGCCACUUGGAGAUCUGUAGAUGUAGAUGGAGGACAUGUAGGUUAGCUUUCUGUCAUCAGCCUCCAGAAGAGUGGAGGAUGAGACUUGUUCCAAAUGGUCCAAGGUCCGCAAGGAGGUCAAGCCCAAUGGCUGUAGGAAGAUGUAGGGCUGGGUCACGUUCAGACUUGAAGCAAGAAAGAAGGAGCUCAGAGCUCCCUUCUCUGCAGGACGAAGAUGUAAAUGCUGGAUCCUACUGAUUCAUAUCCAAGUCAAUUAUGGCCAACAAGUCUUGGAUUCUUGUGAAAAUUCUUGUGUCAGAAACCUCAUGGUGUUCCCCCACCUAACAUUAUUUUUGUUGUUUUUCUGUACUCUGACAUGUGCAUUAUCUUCUUCAACAUUCAAAGAUCAGAUCCUGAGAGUACAAAACUUUUCAGUAUUA
This is a messenger RNA of Musa acuminata AAA Group (dessert banana), 6220 nucleotides long. RefSeq names its product sterol 3-beta-glucosyltransferase UGT80A2-like. Gene Ontology annotation, biological process: carbohydrate metabolic process. Bases 150 to 2003 code for a protein of 617 amino acids. The record is from RefSeq and is a predicted model, not a curated record. Lineage: Eukaryota; Viridiplantae; Streptophyta; Magnoliopsida; Zingiberales; Musaceae. Gene Ontology annotation, molecular function: UDP-glycosyltransferase activity; hexosyltransferase activity. The transcript has 16 exons.